GUUUCCGUAUGAUAUCAGACUCGUAUGUCCCUGAAAACGUUGUUAACGAUCCGUAGACAGAAAAUCUCCACGUUUUGGAUAAUCGGUAAUUCACGUAUGUACGAAUUCAACGAGGAUGGGCUCGGCGGAUCGUGACAAAGAACGCGAAAUACAAUGAGCGAAUGGCAGGAAAUUGGCGAGCGUCCAUUCCAUUUUCGUAGAACGAGUAAUCGGCUGUUUCUCGAUAUACGAUAGUACGUACAGUAUCAUACGGUUCUGCACGAGUCCUUCCUUUGCACCAGUUGACAGCACCGUAAAUUAAAACUCGUUCUGGCGAGCAUCGUCGAUAUCUCGACACUCUUAACGAAUCCUUUCUCUUUCUCUCUCUUUUUCUUCCUAUAAUUUUUCCCAUUUUCUCAGCUCGUACAACUGUCUGGUAGAUCGUUGAAUUUUUUGUUUUCUACGUUCUCCACGUACAUAUAUAUUGUUACUCAAGUUCUUUCAUUACGAUCAUUAACGAUACAAGACGAAUUUCAUAUCAAACGAUUCUAGUCUCGAGACAAUAGAUAAAGAACGUUCCUGGUUCAGAUGGAGAUUGUGAUUUGACAAUUGACAAUUCACAAUUCGCAACUGUAAACUGCAACUGCGAACGCGCAAUUGCAACUGCAAACUGUAAUUCGUAAUGCACAAAUUGCAAAUUACAAAUAACAAAUCAAAAUCGCCAUCUGGACGAUCGAUUUCGAAUUUCCCGGCAUUUAACCAUUACUGUUUUGUCGAUCUCACUUGGUACACACUUCGGAAUGGUGGCGUUCAACGAGGCACAACUUCCGGCUCGAGGGAAGUCUUGGAACAUUGUUACGAACAGCACUACGUAUUUGAAAUUAUCUCCACGUGGGAGCUCUCGACCUUUUCUUCCUCUCUCUCUCUCUCUCUCUCUCUUCCUCUCUCCUCAAGUUGUUAUCGUAUCAAUGGACCAUCGGUUGUGCCGUGAAACUCAUUAUUUCGCAAGAAUUUGUAUUCUCGUCGCGUCGCGUUGCUUGACCAGUCACGUGUUUCUCUCCUUUUUUUCCUGGUCAAGUAGACGGAUCAUCAAUUGAACAGAAAUUAUUAUAAUUAUUAUAAUAGUGAUGUCAUCAUUUAAUAUUCUUAGUUUCUGAAAAUUGAACAGCGGUUGGCUUAAUUGAAGCUUCAGGAUCAUAAUGCCUGGUUUUAUUGCAUUUGGUAGACGUUGGAAAUUCGGGAGCGAUGAUUUGUUCAUACCAUUUUUCAUUCUUCUAUUUAUUCACUCAGUUCAUUUCGCAUGGCCCUAAGCAAGAAUCCCUAAGUCUGAAUCCACGUGUUAUUCUUACUCCAUUGCGAUAUCGAAAGGUGACAGUACUCGGAGUCCUAUUGGGAAUCCUUCAAUGGGAUCGCAGUGUUAUGUGUAUAUUUCUUCUAUGGGAAUACAUAUUAGGCUAUCUCGUGCUUUUCAUAGUCUCCAUGGUGGUAGAGUUCUCAAUCUGUUUUCUUGCAACGAGAGGCAGUAUUCUGGACACUGCGGUGAGGGCACCGAUGCAAUACAUACUUUAUAUUCGCUUAUUCCUCUUAUUGGUAGAAGCAGGAUGGUUGUGUGCAGGAAUAACUUGGUUAACACGAUUCUAUCAAACUUGCCCUGUGGACCAAGCUAAGGAUGUGAUGCUGGGUUUGGUGAUAUCGAAUUGGUGUGUGUUGGCGUCGGUGAUGGUGACGGUAUGGUGUACGUACGACGCCGCUGGCAGAUCCUGGGUGAAAAUGAAGAAAUAUCAACGUAGCAUGAGGGAGGCGGAAUCGAGGAGCGGUAGAUUACACUAUAAACGCAGCGGCAGCAGAAACCGAAAUUGGCGACAACGAAAAGUUAUACGUGCCUAUCAAGAUAGCUGGGACAACAGAUGCAGAUUGUUGUUUUGUUGUAUGGGAAAUUCCGAUCGAAGUAGAAACUCUUUCGCUGACAUUGCCAGACUGUUGAGCGACUUUUUCCGUGACCUUGACGUGGUACCAUCAGACGUUGUAGCCGGGCUGGUGCUUCUACGAAAGUUUCAAAAAGUUGAAAGAGAACUGAUAGUAAAGCAAAAGAAAAACGACACGUAUGAGUUCCUCUCAGGCGUACCAGUAACGCCUCGUACUAAGUUUCUCUCCUUGACCGAGGACGGCGAUCUGGGCCAUUUUCAAUUGGCCAUUCAUUAUAUGCACUUCGCUCUCGCUGCCUACGGUUGGCCUAUGUUCCUCAUUAAUCAUUCUACGGGACUCUGCCAAUUAUGCACGAGGCUAAGAUGUGCUUGCUUUCCAUGUGGCAAUCAGGAGGACGAAGCUACGAUAGUGGAAGAUAACUGUUGUCAAUGCAAUUAUACGGCUCUAAGGAAAAUGGUCAAAGUUGGCGAAGUCGAAGUUGUUUAUGCGACCUUUCAUGUGGACGUCGGAGAGACACCAUUUUUCGUAGCGCUCGAUUACACGAAAAAAAAGGUUGUCAUCAGUAUACGAGGGACGCUCAGUAUGAAAGACGUUUUAACAGAUUUAAAUGCGGAAGGUGAAGUAUUACCAUUAACCCCGCCGAAAGACGAUUGGCUAGGUCAUAAGGGUAUGGUUCAAGCCGCAGAAUACAUACGCAAAAAGCUUCAAGAAGAGAACAUUAUCGCGCGAGCGCUAUCAAAGGAUCCUUCGAGAGGAACCGAUCAAUUUGGAUUGACAUUGGUUGGUCAUUCUCUUGGUGCAGGCACCGCCGCAAUACUUGCAAUUUUACUUAGGCAAGAAUAUCCGGAUUUGAUAUGUUUUUCUUUCGCACCACCCGGUGGAUUGCUCAGUAUGCCAGCUCAACAAUAUUCUCAAGAAUUUACGACGUCCGUAGUUGUAGGGAAAGACGUUGUACCUAGACUAGGAUUACGACAGAUGGAAAGUUUAAGGGCCGACCUUAUUAAUGCGAUAAAAAGGAGCGUCGAUCCCAAGUGGAAAACGAUAGCUUGUUCGGUAAUGUGUUGCGGAUGUGGCUCGACACCCACGUCGGCGGCUAAUAUGGAGGCUGGUGGAUGUAUCAGCGAGUAUCAGAGAGACAAGGAUCUGGCACGAUCUCAAGCGAUCAUACCUAUGGAUUCGAGUAUCGCAUUGACCUUGCAUAGGCCGCUCUAUCCACCUGGUAGAAUUAUUCACGUGGUUCGACAUCAUCCUAAUAAGGGCGAGAAAAAGUAUGAAUCACGGUGGAGGCAGGUGUUGUCUAAACGCGAACCAGUCUACCAGGCAUUAUGGGCAGGACCAUGCGACUUCGACGAGGUGUUAAUAAGUCCAGUGAUGAUACAGGACCACAUGCCGGAUAGCAUGCUGAAGGCCUUGAAUAAGGUUGUAACAACCCUGGGACCAGCGAAGCCACAGCGUUUGGCAUCUGGACAUGCUUCGUCCGCUGAACCAUCGGAAGUACGAGAAGUUAUGGAGGUCCAGGAGCUAGAAAUCGAGCAAGAAAUGAGGGCUCUUCUCUCACCUUCUACUCCGGUCAAGUGUCAGAGCAAUAAUCUAGCAGGGACACCACCGCACAAGCUUUGCCUCGAGACGAGCUUUACAUCAUUGCAGAGUCCGACGGAAUUCCCGCAGGCUGGCCGAGAACUCAGCGUUGACUCCAGAGGAAUACCAUGGGAAUACGUUAGCUUGGCCAGCGACUUGCUCAACACACCACGACCAGAUGACAGUAAAUUAUUAAAUCGUCGUGGAGAUUGGGAAGAUGUCUCUCGUACUGCACCCCUUGCCACCCCCGAAACAUUGUCAGAGACAUCGAGUAAUCCACCCUCGCCAAUACCACCGCCAAGACCAAUGAGACGCACACCAAAGAUUCCGGGAAACUUGUCAACGGCGGCGGACGACCUCAAAAACAAUCUCCACUUUGCUAUGCUCUCGGCGAAGAAUUACUUUCUGAGGGAGGAGAAUAUUGGAAGUAAUAGCAGUAGUGGUAAUAGCGAGGCAAGCUACGAAAGUGCCAAGAGUUUGACAGCUGAUCUUCCGCCGCCUGUACCAAGAAGAAGGGAUUCGAUUAUCGUUAGAAGAGAACAAAGGGUAUGCACGGCUGCAUGUUGUAGAGACGAUCUAUCGGAAAAUUCGUCCACUCAUGCGUCCUCUCAUUCCUCCAGAAUUUCACGUACGUCUCAUCAUGUACAAAUAGAUUUUCCUGAAGGAGAUAACGAGACGAACGGAUCUAGUUUAGAUUUCUUCGAGGCUAAGGGCUCGUCAGGUCAACGUGAUAGCAGUAACGACGUAUUCCUUAGCGUUCGAAGUUCUCCAGAAUGUAAAGGAUUAAUGGCACCUGCCACUGAUCUUGGUGCCGAAUGGAAAAGAAGGUUCGAUGCUACUGGUUUAAGCAGUGAUGCAUCUUUGCCUCUUCUUCGUGGUCUUUCGCCUACACCAACUACCGCACAACACAGUUCUUCGCCAUUCUUUAAUGCUAAACGAAAGAAAUAUGUUUAUCCUAUUACAUUGAUGGGUCGAGGCGAAAGCAGCGUCUAGCAAAACGAAAAAGAAAAAAAAAAGGAUGAUCUACAAUUUUUACGAUAACUUUUCUAGCCUAAUCGAAUAAAGAAAGGUAAUUUUUCGAAAAAGGUCUGUUUAACAACUGUUCAAAAUGAAGAUUAAGCAAAACUUGUGCCAAUAUGAUCGAUCGCUUGAAAUUUCUCUACAAAUAUACGCUCUAUGAACGAUUAGAUUUUUAAAACAAAGACAAAUCGAUUAGAGUAUACGCUUAAGGGGUAACAUUGAUUUAUCGACUAAUAAUUGAAUGACAAAUAUUAAUAAACAGUGUUAGGCAAUAUAUCUUUAAUUGAAUUAAUGAUUUCAAUUAAACUAUUUAAUUAUCAUAAUCAAUGAUAUAUGAGAUGAAAGUAUCUGUGGAGUAGUUCGUCAAUGAUUCAAUAUAUCUACGAAAAAGUUUAGUCAAUGUACGAGUCUACGAAAUAGUUCGUCGAUAUGUGAAUUUUAAUCAUACGAUUCACAUCGAUGUAUAAAUAAACAUUUAAUUAUAAAUUGUAAUUGAUAAUUAAAUAUUUCAAUUGCGAAUCGUUAAUGGUUAAUCGAAUUAAAUAUUGACCAACACUGUAUUAAUAAAUCUUAAGAAGCGACGAUGUGAUUAACACGAAUAGUUUUGCAUUUAACUAAUUUUUUUUUUUUUUUUUUUUUUUACAUAGAUUUUAUCCUUUUCAUGCAGUUACAGAUGUAACAUGAAAGAAAAGGAGACUUUUUAAAUAAAAGUCGAUACGUUUAAUUGUCAUUUAUUACUUCGAAAAAUUUAAUUUCUUUUCGAGAAUGCGUUAUAAAUCAUUUAUAGAUUAUAACUAUGGUGAGAAUGUUCUAUUGAACGAGAUAAUAAAACGAAUGUAAUAUGUUCGAUAAAAACAAUAUUUAAGACUCGUACAAAGUGAAACAUCUUGAGGUUCGUGGUUAGAAAGUAAGAAAUUUGUUUCGUAAGUCAAACUUACGCGCUAUGCGUACGACGACACUGGCCUAUCAAAUAUCGAUAUUUCUUGUUAGAAAAUUAGGAGCAAAUUCAUUUUGAUACAUUUUUAAUAACAAUACCUUUUUGAACUAGCAAAGAAUUAUUGCAUUUAUAUGUCUUUACGUGAAUUAUCAUAUAAAUCAAAGGAUUUCUUAUGUUUCUUAAUUAUAUAUUCCUAUUUUCUUCUAGGUUAGAAGAAUAACAAAAAAAAAAAAAAAAAUACUUAUUCAUCUAUUAAUGAUUUUUCAUACUUAACAUGUUUGUAAGAUCAAAAAUAGGAAAAAAGAAAUUAAUAUGCUAUGAUAUUAAAAAUGAAUACACUCGAUGACACACAAGGUAGAUGACGCAUUAUCAAAGGUUAUAAGGUCUCUCAUGGCAAUGUUUUUAAUAAUAAAAAUUUAAACAUUGUACUUGUGUACAAAGUAGAUGAAACGCGUAUAACGCAUAUAAUUCUAGUCAAUAUGGGAUAUAUUUAGAAAUGUAAUAUUUAUGGACUUAAUAAAAGUCAUACAUAUAGAAUAUCUGUAGAAAGAUGCUGUGCAAAGUUGAUUUUGAUGUAUAAUGAAAUAUAAUAAUUUAUAAGAAAUAAAAGAAUGAAGAGAGA
Messenger RNA from Vespa velutina, 6062 nucleotides. It is a transcript of the gene inaE, whose product is annotated as diacylglycerol lipase-alpha. The transcript has 17 exons. The record is from RefSeq and is a predicted model, not a curated record. The coding region runs from base 1225 to 4476 and encodes 1083 amino acids. NCBI's taxonomy places the organism in Eukaryota, Metazoa, Arthropoda, Insecta, Hymenoptera, Vespidae. Gene Ontology annotation, cellular component: postsynaptic membrane; dendrite membrane. Gene Ontology annotation, biological process: lipid metabolic process.